Molecule: messenger RNA, 1125 nt
Organism: Rubroshorea leprosula
Lineage: Eukaryota; Viridiplantae; Streptophyta; Magnoliopsida; Malvales; Dipterocarpaceae
Source: the annotation of a GenBank genome assembly
CAUUAAUUUGUAAAAAUUGCUAUUCCACAGUUUCCAUUAUAUCAGUCCGUUCACUGCAUGUUACCCACUACGUACCGAAGACCCUCUCUGGAACCUCCUCCAUUUUAGCAUUUUAUCAAACACUUUCUCUUCAACCAAAGGCAUGGCCGCCGCUGCUCCACCGCCACCUCCUGCUCCUGCCCCGGAGCCGGCAAUGGGUCCACCAGAGUCUGCUCCAAUAGGACAUCCUCUCUUCACGCGCAUCCGCCUCGCCACUCCCACGGACGUCCCCUUCAUUCACAAGCUCAUACGCCAGAUGGCGGUCUUCGAGCGACUCACCGAUCUGUUCGAGGCCACCGAGGCCUCUCUCUCCUCCACCCUCUUCAACUCACCUCCUUUCCAGUCCUUCACCAUCUUCGUCCUUGAGCUUUCUUACAACCCACUUCGCCCAAUUUAUUCUCCAUCUUUCACUCCUCAUGAGCGUGUCGUUAAUUUCGACCUCCCCAUCACUGAUCCCGAGAAGAACGCUUUCAUUUCCGAUCCUGUAAACGAAAUCGUGGUUGCUGGGUUCGUGCUGUUUUUCCCAAAUUACUCGACUUUUCUGGCGAAGCCUGGGUUUUAUGUGGAGGACUUGUUCGUGAGGGAAUGUUAUAGGAGAAAGGGGUUUGGAAAGAUGCUGCUUUCGGCUGUGGCGAAGCAGGCAGUGAAAAUGGGGUACGGUAGGGUGGAGUGGGUGGUGCUGGACUGGAAUGUGAAUGCUAUCAAGUUUUAUGAGCAGAUGGGAGCUAAGAUUUUGCAGGAGUGGAGGAUCUGCAGGUUAACCGGUGAGGCUCUUCAGGCUUAUGAUCAUGUCAAUAUUUAGAUUUUGAGGCGUUUUGAGAUCCAAUCCGCAGAUGGAAAAGGAAAUGUGGGUUAGAGUUUACUUGUAUUUCCUGUUAUUUUCUCCAUAAAGAUUCAUGCAGCUUUAUCCUUUUUCGAUUGCCCUGUUUGGUAGAACUGCAACUGCUUAUGGAUGGUUUCUUUGAAUCAAUAAUUCAAUUUAUGAAGUUCAUUCCAAUGCAAGUUCGUUAUUUUGAGGGUUUUGGGUGAAAAAGAUUUGAGCUUUGAUCAUUGAUAGGGAGGGUUGUCGCCUUAUUUCUUGUUCUU